Messenger RNA from Oncorhynchus kisutch (coho salmon), 862 nucleotides. RefSeq names its product sterile alpha motif domain-containing protein 15. The transcript has 4 exons. Gene Ontology annotation, molecular function: protein binding. NCBI's taxonomy places the organism in Eukaryota, Metazoa, Chordata, Actinopteri, Salmoniformes, Salmonidae. Bases 332 to 673 code for a protein of 113 amino acids. The record is from RefSeq and is a predicted model, not a curated record.
AAGGAGGGUGCAGCUAGGACAUACCGGGGAUCUGUGUGGCCGCCCCUAGCAUGCUGCAAACCCAAACACACAACACAUAAGUCGUGUGGGUCCGUAGCCGCCAUAGUGGAGCAGCGACACUGAGCUCUUAAAAGAGCUUUUGGGGUGGAAAAGGCAUGCUCAUGAAGGUCAACGUGGAGACUAGGAAAUUGACAGCGGGUUUGUCCUGAGUCUUCUCUCUAGGCGUCUUCUGUCCAGUCCUGUCGCUGAAGAUAACGGGAGGCUGAUUGGGUCACCUGUGCUCCUAUUGGCUGCAGGUGGCAGUUUCUAUGGUAACAGACACACAGGCAAGAUGGCGUUCCUUCACUGGAGUUGCCAGGACGUGGCAAAAUGGAUAAUAUCCUUAGGAUAUCCACAUUAUACAGCCUGUUUCACUGAGAACCUCAUCACAGGUAAAAAGCUGAUUUAUGUAAAUUGCUGCUAUCUGCCAAGAUUAGGAAUCACAGACUUUGAGGAUAUGAAGGCCAUCUCUGCCCAUGUGCGUGAGCUGCUGGGGACAUCAGAGCCGCUGUGGAGCCGCAGCAUCGCAGACCCCCCCAGAGACAGCAUGGGCCUGUUCCUGGAGAAGAAGAGCAGAACAGGGGACUGGGCUGAUUCCUUCACCUACACACAGUUCCUCGACAGGAAACAAUGAAUGGAAUCUGUCCGUCUGAUAAAAGAAACAUGAAUGAAUGAGCUGUCUGUCAGUGUGUUGUUUGUAAGAUGACGUUAGUUGUGAAUGAUGAGACAAUAAUGUUCCAUUCAAUUACAGAUGUUGAGACACUAUAUCAAGACAGUGCUUUGUAAGGCAUUUUGUGAUUAAAUUGGUGUUCUGGGGUGUGCA